Pseudonaja textilis is the source of this 315-nucleotide messenger RNA. Lineage: Eukaryota; Metazoa; Chordata; Lepidosauria; Squamata; Elapidae. The record is from RefSeq and is a predicted model, not a curated record.
CCAACUGCUUCUCCUGCACAAUACCAAACGAAGACCAUUCAGAACUGCAAAGACCCUGUCUGGAAUGAAACCUUUCGCUUCAUGGUGCAGUCGAAAGCAAAGAAUGUGUUGGAGCUGAGUGUUCAUGAUGAUGAUGUCUUUCAAGAUGACCAUCUUUUCACUGUACACUUUGAUAUAGCAAAACUCCCACUGAAUGAAAAAGUGCUCAUGAAUUUUAACUGCAACCAAAAGGAAAAUGAGGAGCUGGAAUUAGAAUUUGAGUUGCUGCACAGAUCAAGAUUUUCUGAAAUAAUCAUUACAAAUGGAGUUCUUCUG